This is a messenger RNA of Monopterus albus (swamp eel), 5644 nucleotides long. Its product is annotated as IQ motif and SEC7 domain-containing protein 2-like. The record is from RefSeq and is a predicted model, not a curated record. Gene Ontology annotation, biological process: actin cytoskeleton organization; regulation of ARF protein signal transduction. Gene Ontology annotation, molecular function: guanyl-nucleotide exchange factor activity. The transcript has 17 exons. Lineage: Eukaryota; Metazoa; Chordata; Actinopteri; Synbranchiformes; Synbranchidae. The coding region runs from base 1514 to 5557 and encodes 1347 amino acids.
CGCUCCUGUUGCACAUAGAGGAUCUUUGGCGCUGUCUGCGGCCACAGCUUCCAGCAGCAGCGGAUCCCGCAGACAGGCUGUGCGUGAUGGGGAUUACUGACAUUUUACAGCAGAGGACGGAGGAAAAACUGCAACCACAGAAGGAUCUGACAGCGUCGUCCAACGUGAUGUUAAGGGUGGAUCCCAAACGCCUCACCGCGUCCAGGAGGAAGAUAGACAUCUGACAUGAGAUUCAUCCUCUGCUCAUCACUUCCUCUGACAGACGGGCUGCAGGGAACCUGGCUGAGUCCCACAGGUGAACCCACCGGCCAGGAGCAGGCGAACCGCUCCUCUUCCAUGUUUGUCAGGAGAUGAUCUUCAGUGGGUGUUACACUGCCAGUUUGUGGAGCUCCGUGUUGGGUUGAAAUCUCAACGUUUGGUUCCAGCCUGUUCAGAUGGAGGAGAAGGUCUGAACUUAAUUCCUGCUCAGAAAACUCUCCAAACUGUUUUAUUUAAAAAAUUCCCACAGAGAUUCUGACCCCAGGAUUUUAUUAUGAGGCACUGCAGGGAAAUGGGCCGUUAGUCGUAUUGUUUGGGAGUUCAUCCGCGGUGGUGCAGACUGCCUUCCUGCUGCAGCACUUGGAGCCUGGGAGGACAAAAUAUCACUUGUGCUGAACAAUCUGCAGUCACUCAACAAUGAUCAUGUACAGUAUCUUUGACUCGGAGGGUCAAAUAAACUCUCUGUCAGCGAUCAUCUCCACGCCUGCUUCUUGGAAACCAACGUUAUGGUUUCCUGCAUGGAGUGCAGAGAGAGGAUACAAGUGACUCACUGACAAACACAGAGACAAGGACACUGUCCUGACUGUCAGGGGACAAGAAGACAAUCUCUGAUUCCUAGAAACUUGUUCUGUUUUCAACCAUUAUGAGUCCCAACAGGAACACCUGACUGAACCGGGGGAUGGUCGAAGACUCGAUAAACCUCUCCACUUGGAGCCCACAAGGACGAGGUCCAUCUUGAUUUUCAAAUCAGAUCUUGAAGAAGAAGAAGAAGUCCUCUCCCCCCCACUUACCUCUGGUGGGGGGGAGGGUGAAAGGUAGUUUAGUUUUUAGGGGUUGGGGCCAUAAGGUGUAGUUUUGUAGUUAGGUUUUAGGUUGUAGACCAGACAGCGGAGCACACUGGCAGCUCUACUCUUGGUCUAGAGAGUAGUAAUUAAUUUCAAGGUAUUGUAUUGUGUUGUGUUGAAGCCUCCUUUGUGUUUAAUCAGUUUUAACUCUUGGGCUACUGACUCAUUUCUCUGUCACACCCUACUGGUCCCUUUGGUAUCUAGCACUCAGUGAGUGAAGAAGCUGUGACUCGAGCAGCAUCUCAUCCUGUGCAGAGGUUGAGGAUUUAGCCUCAGAGCUAGCUGCCAGUGCACUACUGGCAUCUAACUGACAGGACCAGCCAGCAUUUAGUUUCAAAUUUGCAUUAGUGAACUUGGCAUUUCCCCAAGGUUCCUAUUAACUUGUGUGCUAACUCUCAGACCAGCUAGUCAUGGAUGCUAACCAAGGCCCAGGCCAGGGCAGCCCAGAGAGCCCCAACCGGGCCGUGGAGUACCUUCUCGAACUCAACAACAUCAUCGAGAGCCAGCAGAAGCUUCUAGAAACACAACGGCGCCGAAUUGAGGAGCUGGAGGUCCAACUGGACCGGCUCAGCCAGGAGAACAAGGACCUGCGUUUGGACCGGCAACCUGUCGCUCCUCCUCCACCUGCUCCUCCUCAGGAGCCUCAUCUCCCUUCUCCGCCUCCGCCGCCGCCACCUACUCAGAACAUAUCAACAUCCAUUUCUUCCAAGAACCACCACAACAGCCAACACCAGUCUCCUCCCCAGCCUCCUUCCUCCAUUCCCCUCCACCACAGCCACCACCACCAGCACCAACAGCAGCACCACCACUCCUACAACAGCACCAACAGCUCCAGUGCAACCUCCAUCCCGGCUCCUGCUCCAGCUUCAGCCCCGACCUCCAUCUCAAUCCCAACCCAGAUCCCGGCCCCGAUUUCUUCUUCAGCUCCACCUCCCCCUCCUCCGAUCCCACCCAGAGAUCAGCCGCGUGCCCACAGCCGACUGACCCGGGUGCCCUCCACCAGCACCGGCACCAACACCAACUUUGUAGAGAAAGAGAAAGAGAGGCUUGAGCGCCUGCACAAAGCCAACGCAUCCAACAACCACCAUGCCCACACCCUCCACCACCACAAAUCCGUGGAGGGCGACUCCCAGUGCCCGGAGGCGCUCACUUUUUCUGAUUCGUCCUUCGGCCAUCAGCCUCCCUUCCAUCUCUAUAGCAACAGCCCCCUCACCAGCCCCUGUGAUCCCUACAGCUCCACCUCCACCAGCGGGCCCCUGGGGGCCUCACAUACACACGCACAGGGAAGCUCUCCCAUCUCUCCCGCCAGCCCGGCGAGCCUUACCUGGGCUCAGCGCAGCCGACACCAGCCGGCCAGCCUGGCGCUCCGCAAGCAAGAGGAGGAGGAGAGCAAACGCUGCAAGGCUCUAUCUGACAGCUAUGAGCUCUCUACAGACCUCCAGGACAAGAAGGUGGAGAUGCUGGAGAGGAAGUAUGGAGGCCCGUUUGUGUCCCGACGGGCUGCAAGGACGAUCCAGACGGCGUUCAGGCAGUACCGCAUGAACAAAAACUUUGAGAGGCUUCGCAGCUCUGCCUCCGAGAGCAGGAUGACCCGGCGCAUCAUCCUGUCCAACAUGAGGAUGCAGUACUCGUUUGAUGAGCGUCAGCCACAGGGUCAGGGGUCAGCAGGUCAGCAGGGCUCUGAGGACACAGGAGACAUGGACGACUCCUUCUCUAAGCAGGUAAAGUCCCUGGCCGAAUCCAUGGAUGACUCCCUCACCUGCCAGACUGGCCGAGAAGACUCACAGGAAGCAGGAGGAGAGGGAGAGGAGGACGACGAAGAGGAUGAGGAGGAGGGAGAUGAAGAAGAGGAAGAGGAGGAGGAAGAAGGUGAGGAGGAUGAAGAAGACGAGGAGGUAGACUACAGACAGUGUGCAUGGCGCAACACCAACACAUCCUCCCGACGCACCACAGGCCGGCCCACAGGAGUAGGAGGGAGAGGAGGUGCCGCCAUGCACAAGGACAGCACCGCCACCUCCUUCAGUGAUGUCACACUCUACAUGGACGAGGGCUGCCUCCCCUCUUCACCGCUGUCCCGCCCACCGUCCUCACCACUCUCCCGCCCCGCCUCCAGCUCCGACACAGACUACUGGGGAGGAGGGGGAGGAGGGGGAGCAGGGGGCAGAGAGGACAGCAGAGAGACAGAGGGAGGCAGCAACGCCAGCCGGAGGAGCAGCACCCCCUGUACAGAGUGUCGGGGGGAGUACAGAGGGAGGGCAGGAGGAGGAGGAGGAGGACACCUGCCUGUCCUGACCAUCGAACCACCCAGUGACAGCUCAGUGGACAUGAGUGACAGGUCAGAGCGAGGCUCCAUCGGACGCCUGGUGUACGAACAGGAGCCGUCAGGAGUCGAGCGAGGAGGAGAGAGGGAGAGGAGGGCAGGGGGGGAAGGAGAGAGCGGAGAGGAUGAGCGAGGAGGAGGAGGAGGGAGCAGUGAAGCCGACUCGCCACAGGGAACCAUCAAACACAAACCGAACGGCCGCUCGGUCUCCACGGCGCAGGGACAGACUCGCAGCCCCGCCAACGUGCCCCUGCCGAUACCUUCAGCCCGCACCCUGCCCUCACACCCGCUCCCUCACCCGCUUCAGCAACCCCACCCUCACCCAUCUCCCAUCCCUCACCUCCCCACCAUCCUCCACCACCACCCGCAGUGUGGCCAGCCACACAUCAUGCACAUGCACUACAGCCACGGCGGCAGCCCUUACAUGCAGCACGCACACUUCGCCCAGCACCACUACCACCACUUGCACCACCAACACCACCACCUCCCCCACUCCUACCCAGAACCCCCAUCUUCCCCACUGCCCUCACCUGUGCCACCGCUCACCCCUCUCUCGCCCCUGCCGCCACCACUCACACCCUCACCACUGUCCUCCUCCUCUUCCUCUGCGCUCCAAAACAUGGAGGUACAGCAGUACCAUGCCCAUCACCCCCACCUCCACCACCACCACCUGCUCUGCUCGGAUGGAGACAACGAGAGUGUCAACUCCACCACCACCAACUCCAACGACGAUACCACGGUCAACAACUGCAGCUCCGGCUCCUCGUCGCGUGACAGUCUGCGGGAGCCGAUCGGGGGGGCCGCGCUGGGGAAACAGACCUAUCAGAGAGAGAGCCGCCACAGCUGGGACUCACCUGCCUUCAACAAUGACGUGGUGCAGCGGCGGCAGUACCGCAUCGGACUCAACCUGUUCAACAAGAAGCCGGAGAAGGGGAUCCAAUACCUGAUUGAGAGGGGGUUUGUGUCUGACACGCCGGUGGGCAUCGCCAGGUUCAUUCUGGAGAGGAAAGGACUGAGCAGGCAGAUGAUCGGAGAGUUCCUGGGCAGCCGGCAGCAGUUCAACAAGGACGUCCUGGACUGUGUCCUGGAUGAAAUGGAUUUCUCAGGGAUGGAUCUUGACGAUGCUCUGAGGAAGUUCCAGGCUCAGAUCAAAGUUCAAGGUGAAGCUCAGCGGGUGGAGCGCCUGGUGGAGGCCUUCAGUCAGCGGUACUGUGUCUGUAACCCGGUGCUGAUCCGACAGUUCCAGAAUCCAGACACCAUCUUCAUCCUGGCCUUUGCCAUCAUCCUCCUCAACACAGACAUGUACAGCCCAAACGUGAAGCCAGAGAGGAAGAUGAAGCUCGAGGACUUCAUCAAGAACCUACGGGGCGUUGACAACGGUCAGGACAUCCCCAGGGACCUGCUGGUGGCAAUCUAUGGAAGGAUCCAGAAGUGGGAGCUGCGGACCAAUGAUGACCAUGUGUCCCAGGUCCAGGCGGUGGAGAGGAUGGUGGUCGGCAAGAAGCCUGUGCUGUCCCUGCCCCAUCGCAGGCUGGUGUGCUGCUGUCAGCUGUUCGAGGUUCCCGACCCGAAUCGAGCUCAGAGGAGCGGCAUCCACCAGAGAGAAGUUUUCCUGUUCAACGACCUGCUGAUGGUGACAAAGAUUUUCCAAAAGAAGAAGACUUCUGUGACCUACAGUUUCAGACAAUCGUUCCCUCUGGUGGACAUGCAGGUCCACACCUUCCAAAACGCAUACUACCCUCACGGCAUCAGACUAACGUCAGCGAACCCUGGAGGAGAGAGGAAGGUGCUGAUCGUCUUCACGGCUCCGAGCCAGCAGGACCGAGCACGCUUCACCUCCGACCUCCGAGAGAGCAUCGCAGAGGUCCAGGACAUGGAGAAGUACAGGGUGGAGUCUGAACUGGAGAAGCAGAAAGGUGUGAUGCGUCCCAGCGUGUUGACGGGGGGAGGACCCAGAGGCGGGGUGACACCCGGGGGUAUGGCCAACACCGGCGGCGGGCCUGUAAAGAGCGAGGUGAACGGCACUCUGGGUAGGCCGUGCCUUGACGACACGUACGCCUCAGUGGACGGACUCAAACGCACGGCGCUCAGCUCCUCACUGAGAGACCUCUCAGAAACAGGGUUCCAUUAUUAGCAGUCCUCGGCCUCACCAGCAGCGCCCCCUGCCUGUUGGAGGUCUUUCCUACAGCCCCAUGAUGGUACCUUCAUCUCCAGCAGCCUA